This is a messenger RNA of Malania oleifera, 1452 nucleotides long. Its product is annotated as stearoyl-[acyl-carrier-protein] 9-desaturase 6, chloroplastic-like. Gene Ontology annotation, biological process: fatty acid biosynthetic process. Bases 135 to 1322 code for a protein of 395 amino acids. Gene Ontology annotation, cellular component: chloroplast stroma. NCBI's taxonomy places the organism in Eukaryota, Viridiplantae, Streptophyta, Magnoliopsida, Santalales, Ximeniaceae. The record is from RefSeq and is a predicted model, not a curated record. The transcript has 2 exons. Gene Ontology annotation, molecular function: stearoyl-[ACP] desaturase activity.
UGUUUGUUCUGAUGGCAUAACUAUAAUUUUAAGAGCAUGGGAGGGCAAAUUCAAAUAAAGCUAUUUAUAAAACGAGGCUGAGGAGUACUCGAGGACUACAGUACUACUAACGGUACAGAAGAAAAAACAGAGCCAUGCAGUCCUCACUCUCUCUCACCGUCCAAAACCAGCGGCUCUCAUGGACAACACGUGGCCGAAUUCCGAACCCCCGCCUCACGCCGCCCAGCCCAAGCUUCAAAUUCCGGCGUCCAGCAGUUUGCGCGGUGGCGGCUCCGCCUCAGCGGCCGUCGCAAGUGACCCACUCAAUGCCGCCGGAGAAGGCCGAAGUGUUCAAGUCGCUGGAAGGGUGGGCCACCCGGAAUGUGCUGCCCCUCCUCAAGCCCGUCGAGCAGUGUUGGCAGCAGCAGGAUUUCCUGCCCGACCCGUCCUUGCCGUCGGAUGAGUUCGCCGAUCGGGUGCGGGACCUGCGGGAUCGGACGGCGGGGCUGCCGGACGAUUUCUUUGUGGUGCUGGUCGGCGACAUGAUCACGGAGGACGCUCUGCCGACGUAUCAGACGAUGAUCAACACGCUUGAUGGGGUCCGGGACGAGACCGGGGCGAGUCAGGAUCCGUGGGCCACGUGGACCCGGGCAUGGACCGCGGAGGAGAACCGACACGGGGAUCUGCUCCGGGCCUACCUUUAUCUAUCGGGUCGGGUCGACAUGCGGAUGGUGGAGCGUACGGUGCAGUACCUGAUCGGAGCUGGCAUGGACCCAGGGACAGAGAAUAAUCCAUACUAUGGAUUCGUCUACACCUCUUUCCAAGAGCGCGCCACCUUCAUCUCCCACGGCAACACCGCCCGCCUAGCCAAGGAGAGCGGAGAUCCCGUGUUGGGGCGCGUCUGCGGCACCAUCGCCUCCGACGAGAAGCGCCACGAGCACGCCUACUCUCGAAUCGUGGAGAAGCUUCUCGAAGUGGACCCCAACAGCGCCAUGCUCGCCAUAGCCGCCAUGAUGCGCAGGAAGAUCACCAUGCCCGCCCACCUGAUGUACGACGGCCGCGACCCUCGACUUUUCGAUCACUUCUCCGCCGUGGCCCAGCGGCUCGGGGUCUACACCGCCAGCGAUUACGCCGACGUCCUCGAGUUUUUGAUCGGACGGUGGAGAUUGGAAAAGCUGGAGGGGUUGACGGCGGAGGGCGCGCGCGCACAGGAGUCCGUCUGCGUGCUGCCGCCCAGGAUUCGGAAGAUGCAGGAGCGGGCGGAGGAGCGCUCGAGGAAGAUGGACCCGCCGCUGGCGAGGUUCAGCUGGAUAUUUAACAAGGAAGUGGCCUUGUAUAAAUGAGGAAUUUAUUUAUUUAUUUUUUUGAAAAAGGAAGAUAUUGUAAUUUUGUAGUUAAAAAUAUUUUGAAGCUUAAUUUAGCUGCACUUCGUUUAUUUUGAAAAAUAAUUACGAGAUAUGUUUUUAGCGACGA